AUGUCAUAUAAAGCAGUUGGAACUGCUAAGCAUCUGCUGGUGGGAUGUAAGGUACUCCUGGACAGAGGCCAAUACUCGCGUCGUCACGAUAGGGUUCUAGAAGUCAUACGUGAAGCGGUUAGUCUUUCGGUAGCCAGAGCGCAAAAGGAAAUAACCACAAACGAACGAUCAGUAGGUUUUGUGAGAGAAGGCACUAGGGCUACAAAAUCAAACGUCAAGCCUUACUCCAUCCUUAAAGCGGCGUCGGAUUGGACUAUAAUGAUGGACACGUAUGAAAAGCAAUAUAAAAUCCCCGAGGAUAUUUGUGCGUCGGCCUCCAGACCGGAUAUAUUUUUGUUUUCGCGAAUUUUAAAGCGCGUAGUGAUGAUAGAGCUUACGGUCCCUUGGGAAACCAACAUCCCCAAAGACCAUACCAUCAAGGUCAACAAAUAUUACGAGCUCACAAACGAACUCACUCGAAAUAGGUUCGUAGUAGAUUUGUACGCGGUAGAGGUGGGAGCGAGAGGUAUAACAGCGAAAUCUCUCUACAACCUACUAAAGGACUUGGGCUUGUCCAGAACUCACAUUAAUGCAUUCUUGGAACGUAUAUCGAAGGCAGCCCUAGUAGGUUCUUUUCAAAUUUGGUUAGGUAGGGAGAGGAGCUUGGACAGUGGAGGUGAGCGUAUAACGCGCGUUAGUUAA
Molecule: messenger RNA, 681 nt
Organism: Danaus chrysippus (African queen)
Lineage: Eukaryota; Metazoa; Arthropoda; Insecta; Lepidoptera; Nymphalidae
Source: the annotation of a GenBank genome assembly